AUGACGGACAAGAUCGACUCGACUAUGUCGACCAUACAACCGUCCGAUACUGUGGAUAGCAACAAGGUGGGCGAGGUUUACAACGUCCAAGACAAACACAUUCAUCACGAUUUGGCCAAAGAAGACGUCGGUGCCGAGUUUGCCGACAUCUUCCAAGGAGGAGAUGGCUACACGGAAAGGGAAGCUCGCCGCUUACGAUGGAAGCUCGAUUUGCGCCUCAUUCCAAUAUUGUGGUUCAACGUUGUCCUGCCUGCCAUGGACAAAGUCAGCCAUGGUACAGCUGCGCUUUAUGGCCUGCAAAAAGACUUGGACCUUCAUGGGGAUCAAUACUCAUGGAUCGGUUCGAUAUUUUAUUUCGGUUAUCUUGUCUGGUGCUUUCCCUCAGCAUCCAUCCUGCAGAAGCUUCCCAUCGCGAAGACGGUUUCUAUUGCCAUGAUGCUCUGGGGGGUGCUGUUGAUAGGGUCUGGCUUCGUCAACAGUUUCUCCCAGUUGAUGGCAUGUCGCUUCCUACUCGGCUUGCUGGAGGCGCCAAUCGUCCCUUCGAAUAUGUUGAUACUUUCAAUGUGGUAUACCCGACCGGAACAAGCACUUCGUUACGGCUUGAUGUACACUGGUUUCUCGACGUGUUUGACAGGACCGAUCGGCUAUGCUAUCGGUUUCAUCAAGACCACUCAUUUCCAUAUUUGGCAGAGUUUCUUCUGGAUAUGCGGUUCCAUGACGUUUGCAUACGGCCUUGUUGUUGGUAUAUUCCUCCCGGACAACCCUGUCAAGGCAAAGUUCUUGAAUGAGAGGGAAAAGGCAAUUGCCAUUGAUCGCGUUCGAGUGAAUCAGACGGGCAUUGAGAACAAAACAUUCAAGAAGGAACAAUUCUUUGAAGCAUUCCUCGACAUCCGAGUCUGGCUCAUGUUCUUGUUCAACAUCUGGAUCAGUGUUCCGAAUGGAGGUCUCACGAAUUUUUCACCUCUAAUCGUGAAGGGCCUCGGAUACAGCUCACAGCGUUCUGCCCUCCUGACCAUUCCAAAUGGCGUUGUCCAGACCGCCUCCAGCUACAUUUGUAACGGAGCCGUGUUCCUUGCCGCCAAGUACCUACCGAAAUACCAUGUCCGAGGCGUCAUCAUGAUGUUCGGCAUCAUCGUCGGCCUGAUCUCCGCCACGUUCCUGUACACACUCCCCUUGACGGCCUAUCACUCAAGAUUGGCGGCUUUGUUCAUGUCCUUUUUCUACCUGGGCCCCUACAUCGUGGGCCUGAGUCUUGUCGGAGCAAACACUGCUGGUCAUUCCAAGAAGGUGGUGGUGAAUGCAAUGAUGUUUGUGUCCUACUCGGUCUCGAACAUCAUCGGCCCUCAAUUCUUCAAGCCUAACCAGGCACCUUUGUACCCACUGGGCUUCGGUGCCAUCCUGGGCUCGUACAUCCUUUCUCUUAUCACCAUCGCUCUCUACAUGGUAUCGUGUUUCUACGAGAACAAACGUCGUGAUGCUCGCGAUGCUGCUGCCGGCGAAAGGGUACAUGCCGAUACGGAUUUCAAGGACUUGACGGACAAGCAGAACCUGCACUUUCGUUACGUUUGGUGA
This is a messenger RNA of Exophiala oligosperma, 1572 nucleotides long. RefSeq lists its product as uncharacterized. Gene Ontology annotation, biological process: transmembrane transport. The coding region runs from base 1 to 1572 and encodes 523 amino acids. The transcript is spliced from 7 exons. The record is from RefSeq and is a predicted model, not a curated record. Lineage: Eukaryota; Fungi; Ascomycota; Eurotiomycetes; Chaetothyriales; Herpotrichiellaceae. Gene Ontology annotation, cellular component: membrane. Gene Ontology annotation, molecular function: transmembrane transporter activity.